AUGGACUUCAACAAAUACUUGACGAAGAUAGACACUGCAGAUGCAGUCUCAUCUCACAAUGGUGGUACCCUCAUUGUUGUUACUGGAUCGUUAACCACGGCUGAUGGCUUUUGCACAAACUUUACGCAGUCGUUCUUCCUUGCACCACAAGAAGGUGGCGGCUGUUUUGUUCUCAAUGACAUAUUUAGAAUUAUGCCUAAAACAUCACGACUCAUGAUAAGUCAAUCCGAUAGUCAAGAAAAUGACAUCAAAGGGAAUGUCGGAUUUAUAGUUGAAUCAAGAGAGGCAGAGUGCGUGAAGACUGGCCAUGUAGCAGUGGAGAAUAAGGCUGGAGUCUUGCAAGUUCCAAAUCCCUCAGCUAAUGGCACAACAUAUGAAAAUUAUGAUGACACCGAGCCACUUGUGCAAGUGACCAAAGAGGAUCUAGAAGGAACUCAUGAUGCUUUUCAUCCUCCACCUCAAACCUCAUAA
This is a messenger RNA of Triticum aestivum (bread wheat), 471 nucleotides long. RefSeq names its product nuclear transport factor 2-like. Gene Ontology annotation, molecular function: mRNA binding. The record is from RefSeq and is a predicted model, not a curated record. Bases 1 to 471 code for a protein of 156 amino acids. The transcript has a single exon. Gene Ontology annotation, cellular component: ribonucleoprotein complex; cytosol. Lineage: Eukaryota; Viridiplantae; Streptophyta; Magnoliopsida; Poales; Poaceae.